Echinostoma caproni is the source of this 4071-nucleotide messenger RNA. The record is from the annotation of a GenBank genome assembly. NCBI's taxonomy places the organism in Eukaryota, Metazoa, Platyhelminthes, Trematoda, Plagiorchiida, Echinostomatidae.
CUGUCCGUUUUUCCUGAUUUCUCUUACGAUUUACAUCUCUCCCCUGUCUUAGAUAUUAGAGAUUUCAUUGUGGACGAUCGCAAUAAUGAAGCUCCGACAAAAGCUACGAGACGUAUUGUGCAUAAAGAUGCAGCACUACAACAGGCCCAGUCCAUAUUCGGCGUGGAUUUUGACAUGUCUGAGUUUGAGGCCUUUCGUAAAGGUCGUGCGGAAGAUGAUGAAUAUAGUGAAGAAUCCGAGGCCGAAUAUUCCGACGAUGAGGAGGCAGCUGCUCGACCUCGCCGUAAAGGUCGGAAAUCUCGAUCCAACUUGCUGAUGGACGAUCGUGUCUAUGAAUUCUUCGAUCCCAGUGAUCUCGAGCGCGCUUACUAUAGCCUUGCUGACGAUCGUAUUCGAAAAACAGAUGUUCCCGAGAGAUUCCAACUGCGGCAUGUACCCGUAAAACGGGUUGAUCCAUCUUCUCCCAACUAUGCACAAGAAAUACAAGAGUUAUCUGAUGAGGCGGCAUGGAUCUAUGCUCAGGCUUUUAAAGAGGAGACAGAGUUCAAAUGCAUCGAACGUGAUCUAAACAUCAAAGAUUUAUGGCGUAUUUAUCAAUUAGAUGAAAAGUGGACCAUUCUACAACAACGAAAACGCAAUAUGAUUCAGUUGUUGCAAAAAUUACAUGACUUUUUCAAUAGCAUCUCUCCAGACGAUCCCGGAAGUGUACAUAAAAAGCAUAGUGCUUCUCUCCUCAAAUUAAUCGCAUGUGUCCGCAGUGCAGAAUCAGUGGAGGAAGUGAACGAUGUGCGUUUAAACUAUUUGCUAUACUACGCUUGCUACGCCGAACCCAUGAAGCGCUGGCUCAAGAAGCAAAAAGAUAAAAAUACCUCGGAUAAAGAUGAAGCUGAAGAAGGCGAUCCACUGCAAGACUUCAACCUCGACUCGGUUGACAAAUCCGUCCCAGUCACAAUGAGCGUUGAUCCUUUUACUGGACGCCCAAUCCGUCAACGACAGGCCAGAGCAACCGCUUCUUAUGAAGUCGCACAACGUGCCGGCCUGGGUGGAUUAGUGCAGCGCUUUGGUUUAACUGCUGCACAGUUUGCUGAAAACGUCCAGGACCAGUAUUUGCGGCAUGACGUGGACCAGUGUCCCAUGCUACCACUUGAUGCCGCGGGUGAUUUUCUGAGCCCUCAGUUUCCCACGGCUAGUGUGGCCCUUACAGCUUCACGUUAUAUGCUUGCGUUCCAGAUUUCUCGUGAGCCAUUUGUUCGGAGAAUGAUGCGACAAAUGUUUCAGUUGCAGGCCGUUAUUACAGUUCGACCCACACCUCGAGGCAUGAAGGAAAUAGAUGAAUCGCACCCACUUUUCACCGUGAAAUAUCUUAAUAGGAAACCUGUUGCCGAUCUUAUGGGUUCACUUCUAUUCCUUCAACUGCAUAAUGUGAGUUUUCACAUCAAGUCACUGUUGGAUAGCAGUCAACAAGCGGUUCUUAGGGUACGCCCUUUUCUCACGUUCAAUUUGAUUUCAUCCUGUGUUUACGGCUCCCACAUAGUCUCAUCCUAUAUUGAGAUUGUGAAAUUUUCAGUAGCCUCGGUGGGAUUCAAACCCACGCAUGGACGCCGCUUGUGCGCAAAAAAGUUGUUCACCUAUCUGCAAGUUGCUCCCUACCCGGCUGAUGGACACCGAUCUUACGAGGCUGACGCAGAGGGUGCUGAUUCACCUUUUCCUUCCGGACGCAAUAGACAUGAUGGUCGGGGUCAUGGUGACUCUGAUGUGCAUAGUAGUGGAAGUGUGUGGCCAAAAGGGGCAAGAGUCCUGGCAAUGGCCCUCAAGGAUGAAGACGAUGCAAGAGAAUCUGUUGUCUCGGCCGUUCAUUUAGAUGCGAAUGGUGAAGUGGUCGAUUUUUUGCAUUUCCACGGUCUCUUACAAUCCAAACGUGUUGCUGACGACUUCAAAAAAGUUAAAGAAAACGACAUGCAGCGUCUAACUAGUUUCAUGGUCAAGCACCGUCCUCAGGUAAUUGUGAUCGGUUGUAACUGUCGGCGGGCACUGUAUCUCCAAAUGGAUCUACAAAAGCUGGUAGAUGAGCUUGCCGCCGAACGGCGUUUGCCACGCGUACAUGUUGAACUAAUGGAAACCGAACUGGCCGUUGUUUUUGCUCAAUCAUCGCGUGCUUCAGCUGACUUGCCCUCAUCCUAUUCGCCACUUCUUAGACAAGCCAUCUCUUUGGGUCGCCGUCUUCAAGAUCCUCUGGCUGAAUUUGCUCAAUUAGUGAACACCGAGAAUGAAAUACUCGGUUUCCGAUGGCAUCCGAUGCAAGAUUCGUUACCGCGCGAAAAACUCUUCCAAACGUUGGAGAUUGAAUUCAUUAAUCGGGUAAACGAAGUCGGUGUGGAUGUGAAUCGGUGCUUGUCUCAUUCUCACACAGCCAAUUUACUCCAGUUCGUUUCUGGGUUGGGUCCUCGUAAAGCUUUACAUAUGAUUAAAAUACUGAAACAUAAGAAAAUGUAUCUCACCAACCGGACACAGUUGUGUCUUGUUAUCGAAUUGGGUUCUCGAGUUCUGACGAACUGUGCCGGAUUCAUCAAAAUCGAUACUGGCCUAGUGCGUGAUUUGGAUGUAGAUGAUUUGGAAAUCCUCGAUUCAACAAGAGUGCAUCCGGAGAGUUAUCAUUUAGCCAAAAAGAUGGCUGUCGACGCAUUGGAAUAUGAAGACACAGAAGAAUGUGAUCCCACCGCAGCUUUGGAGGAAAUAGUUCAAAGCCCUGCACGGUUGCGUGAGUUGGAUCUAGAUGCAUUUGCUGAGGAAUUAAAACGCCAAGAUCAUGGUGACAAGCACAUCACUCUGUACGAUAUUCGUAAAGAGCUGAACAACCGGUAUCGGGACUACCGAACACCAUACCAAUCCGCCAAUCCCGAACUAAUUUUCAGCAUGGUCACACAUGAAACACCGGAAACGUUUCAUGUGGGUCGCUUGGUUGAAUGUCGCGUGGUCUCGGUGGCCACGCGUCGUCCACGCCCGGAUCAACUCGAUAACACCAACCCCAUGAAAAAUGAAGCAAACGGUUCGUGGAUGUGCCCGUUUUGUCGGCAGGAUAACUUUCAAUUCCUCAAUCACGUUUGGAGCCACUUUGACAAUGAUGAGUGUCCCGGUCAGCCCGUUGGUCUUCGUGUCCAAUUGGAUAAUGGAAUCGCUGGAUUUAUUCCACUGCGCCUAACAGAUCCUCCAGCUGAGAAGUUAUUCGAGCGUGCUUAUCCGGGUGCACUCAUUCAAUGCCGCGUGGUGAAAAUCGACAUAACAAAGUUCAAUGUGGAACUCACUUGCAAAAAUUCAGACUUAAAGGAUGAGCGUCAUAUGUGGCGCCCACAGCCAGAUCCGUUCUACGACUACGAGGCCGAAGAACGCGAUGUUCGAGCCGAGGAGGAAGCGAAAAAUAAGGCCAAGGAAGAAACCACCCCAUACUUGUCCCGCGUCAUCUUUCAUCCAUUUUUCAAAAAUAUCAGUUACGACAAGUUGGCCGCAAUGGAACCCGAGAUGGAACCAGGCACUAUUGUGAUCCGUCCCAGCCGAAAAGGCACAGAUCAUCUGACCGUAAGUUGGAAAGUGGAUGAUAGCAUAAUGCAACACAUUGAUGUUUUGGAGAAAGAAAAAACCAACAAUUUUUCUCUUGGACGAUUGUUGAUAAUUGGAGAUGAAGAAUUCGAGGAUCUGGACGAAAUAGUCGCACGACACGUCCAACCUAUGGUCUCACUUGUUCGCGAUAUCAUGUCUUACCGAUAUUACCGAAACUCAAUGGGCGGAGACCGUGCAUUUCUCGGGUCUUUGUUGCAACAGGAGAAACAAGACAAUCCCGAUCGGAUACCUUAUUUUCUCAGUUCCACCAAAGAACGACCCGGAUACUUCAUUCUCGCCUACAUGCCUAAUAAAACUCCCCAUUACGAACUGUUUAGCGUCCGUCCUGAAGGAUUUCGUUUCCGUCGCUUAAUUUUCCCCACGCUAGAUCGGAUGAUUACCUGGUUCAAGGAACAUUAUAAUGAUGUUGUAAGUUAUGCGGGGUACCGAUUGACCAAAGAUAUCAAUUUCCUGUGA